UUUGGAUCGAAGGUCAACUCAAGGCUAUAAAUUGUACCGUUUUGAACUUUCAUUUCCUGACGCGUUUGGGAUAUCUGUUCCAACCUACGUUCCCAGAAAGCGAGACUAGGAGGGUUAUUUUAACACUGCAAUGAAAUUGGCUUUUGUAACAGGAUCUAACAAGGGUAUUGGAUACAGCAUUGUUGAACAACUCGCAAAAUUUUACAAAGAUUCAGGAGAGUGGGACGUUUAUUUGACAGCACGAAACGUCGAACUUGGUCUGGAGGCUGUGAAAAAGCUUAGUGGCAAGGGCCUAGAUGUCAAAUUUCACCAGUUAGAUAUAACAGAACCGGAAAGUCGUAAAAGUUUCCUUGAGUUCGUACGGAAGAAUUAUCCUGAUGGCAUAAACAUUGCGGUGAAUAAUGCGGGUAUCGCGUACAAGCAAAACUCAACGGCUCCAUUCGGUGAACAGGCGCGGGUUACAAUAAAUACUAACUUCACAUGCACUGUUAACUUUAUUGAAGAGACUAUUCCUUUAUUGGCUGAAAAUGCCAGAGUUGUCAACGUAUCUAGUUCUGUUUCAUUGUUCAGUCUUAAGAAACUGAGCGAUGAAUUGUACCACAAAUUUGUUGGCCCAAUGAGUAUUUCAGAGCUGAAAGGACUUAUGAACGAAUUCGUAAAGUGUGCUGACGACGGAACUCACGCUGCGAAAGGUUGGCCUUCGACUGCUUAUGGAGUAUCCAAAUUGGGCCUUACGAAAGCUUCUUUCAUUUUCGGAGAGAUGUUGAAAGAUGAUCCCAGAAAAAUUGUGAUGAAUUCAUGCUGCCCUGGUUAUGUUGAUACCGAUAUGACUAGUCACAAAGGAGUGAAAACAACUGAUGAGGGGGCUGAUACGCCGUUUUACUUGUCCACACUACCGAUUGGAGUUAAAGAACCGAUUAACCAAUUUGUCUACGAAAGGAAAGUGGUCAAUUGGUGCAAGUGAUGUGCUGAGGAGCCUUUCUACUAAUGUUUAUCUGACUGUGGAUUAUUGAUGAAGUUGUGCUAUUUGUGUCAGUUGUAUGAUUGUUAUUUCACUCUUCUCUGUGUAGAAUGCAAAACCUUGUACUGAAUUGACGCCUCAAGUUGAAUAGUGUUAAAACUGUUUGAUAAAUAACGUUUUUAUUCAUAAAAUGUUGUGUUCUUUUGAGUGUUACAGCCGCAUUAUUUUGUCUAGUUGACGGGUUUCGUAUAAAGAUUUCAUAUUUUCAUAGGGAAGUAAAAAGUUGUUCGAUGGUGAUAUGUGUGACAAAUGACUGAUGAAAACAUUGACUAAUCAAAGUACUAAAUGUACAACUAUGUGUAAAAGUCACUACCAAACAGUCAGAUUUCAGAUUGUCAUGAAAUGGCAACAAAUAUGUUUAAAAAUGUCUAUUCCUAUAUGCGAGAUGACUGUCUUCAAGGGGCGGGUGAUAAUCAGUAUGAGUUCGAUGUAUUUUAUAUAGCUGAAAAUAAAUAUUACUUUGAGGAUAAAUUUCCAUCUGAGU
Molecule: messenger RNA, 1505 nt
Organism: Trichobilharzia regenti
Lineage: Eukaryota; Metazoa; Platyhelminthes; Trematoda; Strigeidida; Schistosomatidae
Source: the annotation of a GenBank genome assembly